CGUCGAGUCCGAUGCCAUCGGACCGGCCGCUCCGAUGGAGGCACGCCGCCUCUUGGGCCGCCUACUCACGCCUUGGGCCGCCUGGGCCGCAACCAGCUUCGCCCUCAGCUGCCGCCGGCCGGCGCGGAGUGGGCUCGAUGCCGCCCUUCCCGCCCUGCCCCGCCGCGGCUGCCAGCACCCGAGCUUCGCGCGAGCCCGCCAGCAUGCACAGGCCCAAGGGGCCAGGGGCUCGGAGUGUGAAGCUAGGAGAGGCGCGCGCCUAUACCCACAUCCCCUUCCCGCGUUGGAGCCCGAUACAACCUUGCCUUCGCUCCAACAGCGAGCGGGGGCGCGGCGCUGGAGUAAGCGAGCUCGGCGAUGGCGAGAGCAAAGAGGCGCGCGCAGCAAGAGAUAUCGCAGGGUGCAAGGGCACGACAGCAAGCCGAGCAUCGCCGAGCCAAGGCCAGCAAGCCGAGAGCUGCCGAGGCUCAAGUCGAGCGCCUCGAGCAAGGUCGAGAAGUCGAGAACUAUCCGGCCAGGCUGCAGUGCCUGGCCUCGAGCCAUGCCUGAGCUCGAGGCUGUGAGCGGCUGCGGAGCGAGAUGCUGCCGCUCUGGCACCGCCUGCACCGCCUUGAGCGGCCUCACACGACAGGGGAUACCAUGACGCUGUGGCGCUUCCAUUUCCCCUUCACUCGAUGCAUUUGCGACUACUUUGAGCCUCUGAUGGCCGAAUGAAGAUGAUUGACAGGA
This is a messenger RNA of Tilletiopsis washingtonensis, 729 nucleotides long. RefSeq lists its product as hypothetical. Bases 35 to 643 code for a protein of 202 amino acids. Lineage: Eukaryota; Fungi; Basidiomycota; Exobasidiomycetes; Entylomatales. The transcript has a single exon. The record is from RefSeq and is a predicted model, not a curated record.